AUGAACCGUCUCUCUCGAAGGGAUGGUCUGUUAAUUCUCAUUGGAGCCUCUUGUCUCUAUACCUUUUCCACCAUCAUCGACUAUGCCGUCCCUCCCUCAUUCUCAGCUGUUCACGUCGACACUACCCCUAACAUCGUCGACCUUGGUCUUCACCAAUAUCCUCCUGAAACCUCCCUCAUUGCACACGCUCCAGGCUGGACCUUAUUCAAUCAUCUUUACAUGUCAAAUGGCACUUUCUUCAUUCUUUCAUCCGAGCCACAAUCCUCCUUUCCCCAAAUUCGCAUGAUGAUCAGCACAGGCUUACCAGCUGAGAAUACCCCGGAAAAUAUCGCUCAGCGCGAACCUACCUCACAGGAGAUGCAGUUUAUUACACCGGACGAGGCUAAACGACGCUGGGGAGGCAAUAUCACUCACGGUGAGAGAAAUCGCAUCUCAACCGUUGAAGGAAACACUCUCCUUGUAAACGAGCCGAAGCAAUUUCUCGAUCAUUACUACCACUUUGUUGCUGAACUACUUUUUGGUGCACGAGCAUUCCUAUACGGCGCGUUCAACCCAUCUUCGACCGCCUUUGUCUCAAGCCCGUUCCACGCUGAUCAAUCUUUACCUUCCUUCAACAUGCGACCUUCCAAGUACGAGCCACCUUCCUUUACUCGUCUCAUGCUUCUUCACGCUUCGUCAGAGGAGUGGAGGGAUAAACCGGGCUUCAACGCUUAUUUCCUCCGCGCUAUCUUCCCUUCGCUCGCUCUCGAGUCUGCUGAAGACUGGGCUGAUCUAGUGGCGUCCACUGUGCCAACUCCUGACGGCACAUCAACAAAAGCAUGGCAUUUUCCUGUUGCUCUUCUGGCUGAUCGAAGCGCAGCUCACAGAGGAGAAGCCUGUGGUUCCAGGACUCAGCGAAUAGCGGCGGAACCUUGGGAAUUAAUGCUCCGGCUAGGCGCCAUCGAUUCGGCCGGCCAUUGGUGGAGCCAUGUGCGAGAAUCAAUCACAAGAUUCGCUACAGGGAAGGUUCCCCUCAAGGAAAGCAUCACCGAUGAUACUUCGGGCAGGCCCCCGCAGUUACCUCUCCCAGAGACCGUGGUCAUCACGUAUAUCAAUCGACAGGGUGUACGACGACAUCUCGAUGAAGCUAACCACGAGGCCUUGGUUGCAGCUCUUCAAGGUAUGGUUAACCGCAAACGGGACGAGGAAGGGAAGGUUUGGGAGUUGAACAUAGUGCAGGCCGAAACCAUUACGAAAGACGAGCAAAUCAGCAUAGCAUCUAGGUCUACGAUUUUGCUUGGCGUGCAUGGGAAUGGGUUGACACAUCUGGUCCUUAUGCAGUCUUCCCGCCUAUCGGCAGUCAUUGAGAUAUUUUACCCUGGAGGGUUUGCCCGUGACUAUGAGUGGACGGCAAGAGCAUUAGGGAUGCGGCACUUUUCGGUGUGGAACGAUACAUACUUCACUCAUCCAAACGAGCCUCCACUUGGAUACCCUGAAGGCUUCCAAGGAACUUCUAUACCCGUCCAUGGUCCAGCUGUUGCCAAACUUAUUGAAGAUCGGCUCGACGGUCGACUGUGA
Molecule: messenger RNA, 1557 nt
Organism: Laccaria bicolor S238N-H82
Lineage: Eukaryota; Fungi; Basidiomycota; Agaricomycetes; Agaricales; Hydnangiaceae
Exons: 4
Coding region: 1-1557 (518 amino acids)
Biological process (GO): protein O-linked glycosylation via mannose
Cellular component (GO): endoplasmic reticulum
Molecular function (GO): protein O-acetylglucosaminyltransferase activity
Source: RefSeq, a predicted model, not a curated record